Molecule: messenger RNA, 2336 nt
Organism: Humulus lupulus (European hop)
Lineage: Eukaryota; Viridiplantae; Streptophyta; Magnoliopsida; Rosales; Cannabaceae
Product: adenylate isopentenyltransferase 5, chloroplastic
Exons: 2
Coding region: 447-1481 (344 amino acids)
Biological process (GO): cytokinin biosynthetic process; tRNA modification
Cellular component (GO): mitochondrion
Molecular function (GO): tRNA dimethylallyltransferase activity
Source: RefSeq, a predicted model, not a curated record
AUCGAUCAUCUAUUUCAGCUAAGAGUGGGAAACAAAAGAAAAUUCUUCUGAUGUCACACAUCAUUUUCUAGCAAUCUCUCUUCAAUUCCCUCUUUUAUUUUGUUUUUCAUGAGUGUAUGUAUAUAUAUAUAUAUAUAUAUAAGAGAAGAUAAAGUUUCUAUACAACUUUUGUGGUUCUCACAGUAGUACUACUCUUACUCUCAGUCUCACUUUGCAUAUACUUACAAAACCAAAAAAUCAAAGCUUCCAUUAACCAUUAUUUCUUCAUCAACACACUAUAUACUACAAACAACACUACAACUUUAUUGUAUCUAUAGCUUUUCUAUUUCUCUUUCUCUUCCAAAUCUCUCUGCAGAUAAAAAAAAGGCCGUACAGUAGUUAUCUAGGCUCCAAUUCGCCGCGUAUUUUCGAGGCCAAAAAGGACUUGCAAAAGAAGCAAAAAAAAAAUGAAGCUUCAUAUGUCAGCAGUCUGCAAACCAGUUCAUCAAGUUCAAGUUCAACCUUUGGUUGGUUUCCAAGGAGGUUCGAUUAACCAGGUGGGUUUAAAUUUCGACACCAUGUUCCGCCCCAAAGGCAAGGUGAUCUUCGUCAUCGGAGCCACAGGAACAGGAAAAUCCCGCCUGGCGAUUGACCUCGCCACGCGAUUCCCCGCCGAGAUUAUAAACUCAGACAAAAUGCAAGUAUACAGAAACUUAGACAUAACCACCAAUAAGGUCACCGAAGACGAAUGCCGCGGCGUCCCUCACCACCUUCUUGGCAACGUCUAUGAUCCCCAAUCUAACUUCUCCGCCGCCGACUUCUGCCACCAAGCCUCCUCCUCUAUUGAAUCCAUCCUCAGCCGUGGCCGCCUCCCAAUUAUAGCAGGCGGCUCUAAUUCUUAUAUAGAUGCUUUGAUUAACGACCACCACAACCACCGACGGACUCAGUUUCGCCUCCGUUACGAUUGUUUGUUCCUGUGGGUCGACGUUUCGAUACCGGUUCUUCAAGGCUUCGUGUCGGAGCGUGUGGACCGGAUGGUGGCGGCCGGAUUAGUGGAUGAGGUGAGGCAAAUCUUCGACCCCACCGCAGAUUACUCUCGGGGAAUUAGACGAGCGAUUGGUGUUCCCGAACUCGACGAAUACUUCCGAGCUGAAUCGAGAGGAGCUAGUGAGAAAACCAAAGCUAUAUUACUCCGAUACGCCAUUGAUAAGAUCAAACAGAACACAUGUAAGCUCGCUUGCCGCCAAUUACAGAAAAUCAACAACCUUCACGACAAUUGGAGCUGGAACACUCAUCGAUUGGACGCCACCGAGGCGUUCUUGAAGCGCGGCCGAGGCCAAGACGCCGACGGGGCUUGGGAAAAGCUCGUCGCCGGACCAGGCACAAUGAUCGUCGACGAUUUUCUUUACAGUGAAGGCUUACCAACUAUGCUUCCUAACGACGCCGUUUUGACGACCUCACCUGUUUCCCUGGCCCCCGUCGUUGCUGCCGUUACGCGUUAAUAGUCCACUGCCUCUAACGACACCAUUUUGACGACACGUGGUGAAUUUGUAAUUGGGCUGGGCCCACAGAAUCUACAACCGCACGGCUAUUAUCGUGGACCAGUUAUAGGUUAAUAAAUAAUGCUAUAAACACACAAAAAUUACAUUAAAAAGAAGAAAUUACUCCCUUUUUUCUUUUAGUGUAAUUUUUGUUUCUUUCUUGCAUUAUUUAUAUAAUUAUAAAUAUAUUUAAUUUUAUGGUCUUUUCAGUUAAAAAAAAUACGGCGUGGACUGACAGAGGGGUUGCUGUCAGGUCGUUAAGGACCUAAAAUUGGCGGCCGUACAGUUAGGAGCGUUUUAGAAAUCCGUGCUGGCUGGCUUUCUUUUUUGUUUUGGUUUAAUAUAAUAUAUAGUUGAAAAGCAGAAGAAAAAAAAAGGUCACGCGCGGACCUUUUUUGUAUUUUUGUUUUUUUUUAAAGUUGGGUGGAACAGAAUUUCCGUGCCAAGUUGGGGAUAGGCUACUGUGGGGUCCAGUAGUAAGUAGGGGUGGGUGACGUGGCAUUAUGGUCCAGUUAUUAAAAAACAGAAAAACACCAUACUUGAAGAGCAACAUACUUGAAGAGCUAUCCGGGGCUGAUGUGUAGCCUUUGGCAGACUGAAAAGAUGACUCGUGUUUUUCAACUUGAGCAUCAAAGUUUUAUGGUGUGAAUGAAUGUAAUGAGGAAGUUAUUUUGUUUGUGAGUUCUUUUUCUUUCUUUCUAGUAGUUCCGUCUUUUUUACAUGACUUGUGAUAUCAUCGUCGAAAGAGGUGUUACUUGUAUCAAUAUGUAUCUACAAUUUUAGAAUUUCUUUUGAAUAUUAUAAGUACAUUAUAAA